AUGGUCACAGGCCACAUGGUCACAGGCCACAUGGUAACAGGCCACAGGCCACAUGGUCACAUGGUCACAGGCCACAUGGUCACAGGCCAGAUGGUCACAGGCCACAUGGUCACAGGCCACAUGGUCACAGGCCACAAGGUCACAGAACACAUGGUCACAGGCCACAUGGUCACAGGCCACAUGGUCACAGGCCACAAGGUCACAGGCCACAAGGUCACAGGCCACAAGGUCACAGGCCACAUCGUCACAGGCCACAUGGUCACAGGCCACAUGGUCACAGGCCACAUGGUCACAGGCCACAAACAAUAA
Messenger RNA from Knipowitschia caucasica, 309 nucleotides. The record is from the annotation of a GenBank genome assembly. Lineage: Eukaryota; Metazoa; Chordata; Actinopteri; Gobiiformes; Gobiidae.